AUGUACGACGUCAUGACGCGAAAUAAUUCUAAGUUCGUUGAGAAAAAAAGUGUGAAGGUUGUCGAGAGAGCGAAUACUGCUUUGCAAGGAUCUCCUCAGACUCAGAGUAUUGCUAAAAUAACGAUAGAAAGCAUCAAUUUGAAAGUGCCACAUCUCACACCCAACGAUGACAUAAAGUUGCAGUUGUUGACACGUAUCAAAGCAGAUGAGUCUAUGAUGAUACCGUUUCGCCGAUGGGAAUUGCACGAGCUACCAGCACUCACACAAGGAUCUACCAUAGAAAUCUGGUCCGUAAAGACAUGUUCUGCAUUGGACAGUCCAAAAUAUGUUAUAGUAUUUUUCCAAACGAAAAAAGCCGAUAAUUUGCAUGAGGAUGUCACCUUGUUCGAUAAUGCCAACAUCAAAUCCAUACGAUUGGCUCUGGAUAGCGACUAUUAUCCGCAAGAAAGAAUGCUAUUGGACUUUUCCCGAGACCAAUAUGCCGAUGCCCACUUCAACUAUACAGAGUUCAACAAGAGCUACCAUAACUGUCAAGAAAAGCGCUCUCUAGUAAACUUUGCCGAAUUCAAAUCCCGACCAAUGUUUGUUAUCGAUUGCUCGAGGCGCCAUCUGGGUCUAAAGUCGUCCACAGUUGACAUAAACUGCUUGGAUAGAAAGAAAAAUAUACAGUUUAUAGAAGCACAUAAAGUAUUAUGUUCCAGAGAAUGUGCAAAUAAGAAGAAAAAUGACGAGGACGAAUUGCUUAGAGUAGCAGAAAAACUCAAUAAAAUGAUGACGACUAUAGAGGAGAAAGAUACCAAGCUAGGGAGAAUAGAGGGAGAAUAUGAACUGAGAGAAGAAGAACUGCUCAGUGAAAUUAGGGAGCUGCAAAAAGAUACCUAA
Phaedon cochleariae (mustard beetle) is the source of this 882-nucleotide messenger RNA. The record is from the annotation of a GenBank genome assembly. Lineage: Eukaryota; Metazoa; Arthropoda; Insecta; Coleoptera; Chrysomelidae.